GUCUACUAUGAUGAUGACAUCUGAAUAAAUACUUAUAUAUUAAGUAAUGAAAAUCCCAUUAUUUAAGCAUAUUAAUUCUCAAAGAUUAUGUUUUUGAUUUUACAGAAAAUGGAAACCAAUAUCUUAAAUAAACCAUCAUCAAUACGAAUAAAAACUUCGGUAAUUAUUAUGCAAGUACUCGUAUUUUUCUGUCAAAACCAGUGGUUGAAAUCUGAAUGUUUUUUAGUGUUUGCUGCUGCUGCUGAAUCUCCGGUGCCGGUGAAGGUUGGAGUUGUGCUGGCCAAGGAAAGCAUGGAAGGGAAAUUAAGAUUAAGCUGUAUUAAGAUGGCAAUCUCUGAUUUAUAUGCUGCUAAUCCUCAAUUCAAUACCAGAAUUGUAAUUCAAGUUAGAAAUUCCAAAAAUCAUGAUAUUGUCAUGGCUGCCGGUGCUGUUUUAGAUUUACUGAAACAUGAGCAAGUAGCAGCAAUCAUCGGACCUGAAACAUCUUCUGAGGCUCAAUUUGUUGUCAAUCUUGGAAACAAAGCUAAAGUUCCCAUUGUCUCCUACUCCUCUACAAAUCCUUUACUUGUUUCUUCUCAAAACCCGUAUUUCAUUCGAGCAACACAGGAUGACUCUUCUCAAGUACGACCCAUAACUGCCCUUGUCCAAGCUUUCGGAUGGAGAGAGCUUGUUCCAGUGUAUGUAGCCAAUGAAUUUGGUGAUGGAUUCAUUCCGUUCUUAGCUGAUGGUCUGGAGAAGAUUGGGACGCGCAUCCCCUACAGGAGUGUCGUCCCAUCAUCUGCCACUGAUGAUCGAAUGGAAGCAGAGUUGUACAAAUUGAAAUCAAUGUCCACUCGUGUUUUCGUAGUUCACAUGGAACCUUCGCUAGGAUCUCGACUGUUUUUGAAAGCAAAACAGUUGGGAAUGAUGAACACAGAAUACGUAUGGAUCAUCACCAAUGCAAUGGCUAAUGUGUUGGAGAACUUGGAUCCUUCGGUCAUCCAAUCAAUGCAGGGAGUAUUGGGUGUGAAGACAUACAUACCCCGAACAAGGGAACGUGCACUUUUUAGUCUUAGCUUGAAAAACAGAUUCCAGAAAGAAAAUCCUAGCAUAUCGAACGUAAGAUUGAGCAUAGAUGAAUUUCAUGCUUAUGAUGCAACAAUUGCUCUUGCGAAAGCUGUGGAGGAAGUGGGUGUUACUAAUUUUUCGUAUCAGACAGCAGAUACGACAGCCAAUAUGUCUACUGAUGUUGGAGUAUCCCAGUUUGGCCCAGAGUUGCUUCAAGCUAUACGAAGAACGAGAUUUACAGGACUUGCAGGCAACUUUAAGCUGAUUGAUGGGCAGCUGCAAUCUUCGGCUUUUAGCCUUAUAAAUGUACGAAUUAGGGGAGUGAAAGAAAUUGGUUUUUGGACUCCGUCCAAUGGACUUGUUAAAAAGCUAAGUUCAGCAAACGGUAGGAAAUACAGCACUUCUAAGGAUGAUCUUGGGUUAAUCAUAUGGCCAGGAGGGUCUAGAUUUGCUCCCAAAGGUUGGGUAGUUUCUCCGAAUGGGAAAAAGUUGAGGAUCGGUGUUCCAAUCAAGGACGGAUUUCGUGAAUUUGUGACUGUCGAUCAUGAUCCAGCCACCAACGUGACAAAGGUCACUGGCUACUGUAUUGACGUCUUUGAUAUUGUAAUGAGUAAACUACCUUACGAUGUACCUUACGAGUAUAUCCCCUACACUGAACAUGUAGGUGAACCUACAGAUAGUUAUGAUGCACUAGUUUCUCAAGUCUACCUUAAGAACUUUGAUGCUGUGGUAGGAGAUGUUACAAUUAGAGCAAAGAGAUCGUUGAAUGUAGAUUUUACGUUUCCUUAUACCGAAUCUGGAGUCGUUAUGAUUGUACCAACAAAAUGCAAUAGGAGGAUCCGAGCCUGGCUUUUUGUUAAACCCUUGACAAGGGAUUUGUGGAUUGUCGCCUUCUGUUCCUUCAUUUUCAUCGCGUUUGUAGUUUGGGUGCUUGAACAUCGAAUAAAUCCAGAUUUCAGAGGACCUCCAGGGCACCAAGCUGGAACAAGUCUAUAUUACUCCUUCUCGACGUUGGUUUUCUCUCAUAGUUUUAAUGUGUUUAGUAACCUCACAAGAUUUGUAGUGAUCAUAUGGGUUUUUGUGGUGCUUAUCCUUAUACAAAGCUACACUGCAAACUUGGCAUCCUUGCUGACAGUUGAACAACUUCAACCCACCAUUACCGACAUAAAGGAGCUCAUUAAAAACCGAGAAAUUGUUGGGUUUCAAGAAGGCUCCUUUGUUGAGCAAUCUCUUAUAGAAAUGGGAUUCGACCCCUCGAAUUUAAAGUCUUACAAUACAACCGAACAGUUGCAUGAACUUUUAGCGAAAGGUACAGAAAAAGGCGGUAUUGCAGCAGCAUUUGAUGAGCUUCCAUAUGUAAAGGUUUUUCUCACAAAAUAUCGCUCUAAGUACACCAUGGUUCCUCCGACAUACAAGACUGAUGGCUUUGCAUUUGUUUUCCCCAAAGGUUCUCUUCUUGGAUCAGAUGUCUCCAGACAAGUAUUAACUGUAACAGAAGGAAAAGAAAUGACAGAUAUUGAGAAGAAGUGGUUCAUAGACACAGAAUUCAAAGAUUUAGGUGCAUCAUUGUCUUCAAAUAGUCUUGGUCUCGACAGUUUUUGGGGCUUAUUUACAAUCGCAGGAUCAGUAGCGUUGUCUGCUCUCUUUAUUUCCUUGGGAAUCUUUCUCAACGAGCAUAGGGAAGUCUGGUUCGAUAGCAGUGUUUCAGUUUGGACUAGAAUUAGGACACUGAUGAGAAUUUAUGAUCAAAGGAAUCUCAGCUCCCAUACUUUCAGGAAUGUCGGAACAUCAUCCAAUACUACUCCAUAUCCACAAAGUCCAAAACAUUAUUGGAACAGUUCUGAAAGAGGCUUCGACAAUUCUGCAAGACAGUCAACUCCAAUGUCGGAGAUAAUGCAUAGAAAUUUAAGUAGGCCGGAAGAGCUGGUGUGA
Messenger RNA from Amaranthus tricolor (Joseph's coat), 2979 nucleotides. Its product is annotated as glutamate receptor 2.7-like. The coding region runs from base 88 to 2979 and encodes 963 amino acids. The record is from RefSeq and is a predicted model, not a curated record. Gene Ontology annotation, molecular function: glutamate-gated receptor activity; G protein-coupled receptor activity. Lineage: Eukaryota; Viridiplantae; Streptophyta; Magnoliopsida; Caryophyllales; Amaranthaceae. The transcript has 5 exons. Gene Ontology annotation, biological process: G protein-coupled receptor signaling pathway. Gene Ontology annotation, cellular component: plasma membrane.